ACUUACAAAUUCAGACAUUUGCAGAACCCAAUUGCAACCCCCCUUCUGUGCAUACCUUCCUUUUCUCAUGACCACAUUUAAGGCUAGGUAGGAGUUUAGGGGGCAGUGCCGCACAAGUCUUCAGGGGGGGAGCAGGUCUUGGUUUGCGGGGCCCACCAGAUUUGUUCCCAGUGUCCCGCCAGCCCAGUCCGGCAAUGAUUCAUAGACACAAUGGCCAUGGCUCGAUGUAUUCAACCAAAAUGAUAAAUUUGCCUAAUGUGCACAAUCAAGUCAGCUGAGGACUGUAUUGGGCCAUAUAUGGGGUCUGCCAUCUCCACAAAUCCAUUGGAACAACCAGUCGGCCAAUCCUAGCUAGCUUUCUCAGGGAACACGUCUGCAGAUUUCUUUGAGGUUCUGUUUCGAGAGGAACAGCUGAUAUACCCCAAGGUUUCAGCAAAGUAGGGAUAUACAAUGUAUAAACAGCAAGAAACCUUCUGGAAUCCUGAAGAGCCAUCAGAAGAAGGACUGUUGUCAGACAGUGAAAAUGAUACCGAGGGCUGUCUUGGCAGUUUCCCUAAUGCUUCAUCAGAAGAGCAGUUGCUGGAUACUGCAUUUGAAGCGUGUGAUACAGAGGGUAGAGGAGAAGUCACAGUGUUUCAAAUCAUUGACUACUUGAAGAGAGUAACAGACCAAACUUGUGAUGGAGACCGUCUCCGACACCUUUGUAAGAUGCUGGAUCCUGAAGAUCAAGGAAGAUCAUUAGAUUUACCAGCGUUCCGUAAGGUCAUGAGUGAGUGGAUUGCCAACUGCUGCAGUGACAGGGAUAUUACUGAAAAGGUGGAAGAUAUCAAAUCUGAAAAUGGCACAUGUGCACAUGUACUUGAGCAAGGAGCAGAGCAUGAAGGUUAUGGUGGCGAUGUCAACAAAUUCACGGGAGAACAUGCCGAUUUCAUCAGCAAAAUCAGAGACCUUAACUUUGCCAACAAGAUGCUGGUGGAUCAGAAAAUUAAGCUUCAGAAGAGCUUAGAAACUGCAGAUGAAACAAACUCUCACUUGAUUGAGGAAAUAUCUGAAGUGAAGAGCAAACUGAAAAUUUUCCAGCAGGCAGUGUAUCAUUCAAGAUCCUUAAGCAAUGAGCUGGAAGACCUGAAGGCUUAUACCAAGAGUCUGGAAGACAAAAUUGCUGCCUUUAGCUCACAGAAGGAAGGACAGGAAAAGGAUAAUUUGUCACUUAGCAAUCAAAGACAGAUACUUCAAGAAGAGAUUUAUAACCUGCUUAUUGAAAAAGAAAAAUCAAAGGGCAAUAUUGAUUGCCUUAGUGCUGAAAAGGAAAAGAUGGGGCAUCAGAUCUCUGAAUACCAAAGACUUAUCUCACAGAAGGAGAUGCUUCUGGAAGAAGUGAGUUGCUUCUGUGCUACUGAUUUCCGUCACGCCCGAAGGAAAUCCUUCUGCUGUGUAAAUGCAACACAAGUCAGCUGUGCAGGGUCUUCUGGGAUGCGAAGGGAUUUAUGAAAGCAACCUCAUUAGUGUGAAUCAACUUAAUUGAAAACGCUGUGCAAAGUGGGGUCUAAACCCUCAAAGCAUAAUGAUUUAAAAAGCCAAAGAGUAAUCUUUUGUGCAGUUAUACAAUUAAAGGGGUUUUUCACCUUCCGCUUUUUUCAGUUCAGUUGCUUUCAGAUUGUUCUCC
Molecule: messenger RNA, 1666 nt
Organism: Xenopus laevis (African clawed frog)
Lineage: Eukaryota; Metazoa; Chordata; Amphibia; Anura; Pipidae
Gene: kash5.L
Product: coiled-coil domain containing 155 like L homeolog
Exons: 11
Coding region: 451-1491 (346 amino acids)
Biological process (GO): homologous chromosome pairing at meiosis; actin filament organization; spindle localization
Cellular component (GO): chromosome, telomeric region; nuclear outer membrane; lateral element
Molecular function (GO): calcium ion binding; dynein complex binding
Source: RefSeq, a predicted model, not a curated record